AUGGGAAACUUAGAUUACAAGUCUACCCCUGGUUCUAGCAACGAGAGCUCGCCCCUCAUGGUUGCCACUCGCUCUGCAGACAGUCGUGGUGGGCGCCCUCGUGUUGGUGCCGAUGAGUCGUCUAAGAAUGCGCUCUACAUGUUUCUUUUGACUCUGUCUAUUGGUGGACUUCAGAUUGUUUGGUCCGUUGAACUUUCUAAUGGAUCGCCAUACCUUCUAUCCCUCGGGAUGAGCAAGUCGCUUCUUGCCUUUGUAUGGAUAGCCGGUCCCUUGACGGGUGCGCUGGUGCAACCAUACAUCGGAAUUAGAAGCGACAACUGCCGACUCGCGUGGGGUAAGAGAAAACCGUUUAUGGUUGUUGGAGGCGCAGCAACUAUCGUUUCAUUGCUCGCUUUGGCAUGGGUGAAAGAGCUUGUGGGAGGCUUUCUGUCUAUAUUCGGUGUUGAAUCAACAUCUGCAGGUGCCAAGAUUGUUAUCAUUAUCAUGGCAACGAUUUUCAUGUAUUGCCUUGAUUUCGCCAUCAACACAGGUGUGCAGGUCGUGCAAGCUGCAAUCAGAGCAUUCAUUGUCGACAACUGCCCCACUCACCAACAGGAGCUAUCCAACGCUUGGGCUAGUCGCAUGGUCGGCGUUGGCAACAUCUUGGGGUAUAUCUUUGGCUACAUGGACCUGCCGAAGAUUGUGCCUUUCUUGGGAAAUACCCAGUUCAAGGUCCUAUGUGUAAUCGCCUCAGUCUUUCUGAGCGCAACCCUUGCCAUUAGUUGUGUCUACAUCAAAGAGCGGAAUCCCCAAGGAGACGGGCCUGUGACUGACAAGCUUGGCUUGAUCUCCUUUUUCAAACGGGUCAUCAAGUCUAUUCAGAGUUUGCCAACACAGAUUUCCCGCGUCUGUCAGGUGCAGAUUGCAGCGUGGGUAGGCUGGUUCCCAUUCCUGUACUAUUCUACCACCUAUGUCGGGCAGCUGUACGUCAAUCCCGUUUUCGCAGAUAACCCCCAUCUCUCCGAGGGUGAGGUCGAUAAGGCCUGGGAAGAUGCUACUCGCGUCGGGACAUUGGCCCUCCUCAUCUAUGCUAUCAUCUCUUUCCUUGCCAAUAUGCUGCUUCCUCUUUUCGUGGUCCCACUGUAUGGACCGGCGCCAGACACCGCUUCGCAACGGGAUUCUCUAGACGGCGAUUUAGAUGACGAUGCAGAGCCAGCUGCAAGGAGGCUAUCAUUCUCAAGCAUGCCGACAGGAAAUGCAUCCGAACCUCUGCUCGACGCAGUUCCAGUCGAACGGGAGACCGAAGGGAAACCGACUUGGCUUUCACGUCUGCGCAUCCCAGGCUUGACUCUCCCGCGGGUAUGGCUCCUAUCCCAUCUCCUCUUUGCCGCGUGCAUGUUCAGCACUUUCUUCAUCUACUCCCACCAGGCUGGGUCGGCGUUUGUGGGCUUCGUCGGUGUCUCCUGGGCUGUAGCGCUGUGGGCUCCCUUCGCUCUUAUCGCGGCGGAGGUAGCUAGGAUUGACCCCUCAAGACACAGCCAUCGCCGCACAGCUCACUCUGACUACAACGAGCAUGAAGGUGAGGCUCAGGAUGGGGGUCCUGGUGAAUAUAAUAGCGUCGGAGGCGGUGAUGUUGAGCAUGGACACCCGAAGCAUCAUAAUGAUGGUGGGGAUGUUGCACAGGCUGGGAUUAUUCUUGGACUGCAUAAUAUGGCAAUCUCUCUGCCCCAGAUUCUGUCUAGUCUUGUUUGCAGUGCUAUCUUCAAGGCAUCUCAGAAGCAAAGAGGGGAGCCGUGGGAUGAUAGUGUUGGCUGGGUGUUACGGUUUGGUGGAUGUGCCGCGCUGGUGGCUGCGUGGCUGACUAGGAGGGUUUCGGAUGGAUCAAGAUAG
Penicillium expansum is the source of this 1869-nucleotide messenger RNA. Its product is annotated as putative sucrose transporter. The coding region runs from base 1 to 1869 and encodes 622 amino acids. NCBI's taxonomy places the organism in Eukaryota, Fungi, Ascomycota, Eurotiomycetes, Eurotiales, Aspergillaceae. Gene Ontology annotation, cellular component: membrane. Gene Ontology annotation, molecular function: sucrose:proton symporter activity. The record is from RefSeq and is a predicted model, not a curated record. The transcript has 4 exons.